AAGCAGUUUACCUGUAUUUGUGUCGCUGCUGAGAUGUUCCCUCUCCACACGCUGGGCCAGCUAGCGGCUGCCUGCCGGAAGCUAGGAGUGGGCUUGGUCGUCUCUCAGUGCUGUGGCAGCAUUGGCUUCUUUCUGCAAGACUUUGGCACCUACGAGCUAGCCCCGAAAGAAGGCGGUGACAGCACACGUGUAUCGCAUCCACCUCUCCUUGAUGCCCUUAGCGCAAAGUUGGGAGAGUUGGACCAAAGAGUGAAUGCCGCCGUCUUUGCAUUGUUGGCGCUCCUCCGCUGGGAGCUAGAGAUCCAACAGCCACGACGUUCACUAGUGUCGUCCGAUACCAAGGAAUCAGCAGCGGCAGCUGCAGCAACCGAGAUGGAGGCUGCAACCGCAGCGAUUCUUGCGGCUGAGAGAGUAAAAGUAACACCAGAGAUACGACGAGCGCUAAGGGAUUUGGCCACUGGCUAUAACGUGCAGCUGAACGCUACUGCCGCCGUUGUUGGCGGCCUCGUGGCUCAAGAAGUUAGGAAGUUUGUUGCGCGAGAACAAAAGGCGGUUCCCAAUGUCGUUGUGUUUGACGGACACUCAUCGUGUGCUGCCGCAGGAGACCUUACUGUCGACGCGCGCUUGGUGACGGACCAUGUGGAACUGCUAGCGUGGUAUCUCCAGAACGAAAAAUUGGCCGUGGCGCACGUGGCCAUGUGCCUACUUGAAGGGCCUCUCCAUGAAAUUUCGAAAGAAAUCAUCGAGAAAUGCAGCGGCGAUUUUGAUUUCAUUCGCUCUUCAGUUAAAGAUUUUAUUAUUGGGCUUCCCCGCUCCCCAACACCCUUGAAUCUUGGAGAAAGCGGCCCCUCGGCGGCUCUCCGCAACGCUCUCUUGAAGGCAUGGAGGAUGGCCGAACAGGAAGGAUCGCCUAUCGGGGUGCAUCAUCUGUAUCUUUCACUCAUAGAAAUAUCCGCUUUCGAGAAAUUUAUGAUGAAGGGGGGCUGCAACCUCAAGGUUUUCAAACACGAAGUAGUGGAACAGUUUAAAUCCCGUCAGCGAGGGUCCCUUCCAACUUCUUUUCAAGAUAUGGUUGACGAUAAGAAGUCGGCGGCAGGGAUCUCGAUUUCACAAUAUGGCGUCGACCUUUCAUUCAUGGCCCAACAGGGGCUAUUGCCUCCCGUUAUUGGGAGGGAAGAAGAAAUAGACAGAAUCGCGCAGAUCUUAAGCCGAAAGAUGACGAAAGCUCCAAUGCUUCUUGGAGAAGCUGGUGUUGGGAAAACGGCGGUCGUGGAGGGCUUGGCGCAGCGUAUCGUUGAGGGGGCGGUUCCGGAGAGUCUCCGAAAUCGAAGAAUUUUCUCACUGGAUCUCCUUUCUUUGUCCGCGGGCUCUGCCAUGCGCGGGGAAUUCGAGAAGCGAAUGAAGGAAAUUAUUUCAUACUUGCAGGAAAACGUCGAUGAGGUUAUUCUGUUCAUUGACGAGAUACACACCCUCAUUGGUGCAGGCAAGGCGGCGGGCAGCAUGGACGCCAGCCAAAUUCUGAAGGUCCCACUUGCUAGGGGAGAGAUUGUUCUGGUUGGUGCAACGACGCUGGGGGAGUACAAGUUGCACAUUGAGAAAGACGCCGCCUUUUGCCGGAGAUUCCAAAAGAUCGUUGUGGAGGCCCCCUCUAAAGAACGGACACUGAGCAUUCUUAGGAGGGUGAAGUCGAGGUACGAGCAGCACCACAACAUGACUAUUGGCGACGCAGUGGUCUCUGCGAUCGUAAACAUGUCGGAUCAGUAUGUAAAGAGGCGUUCCAUGCCUGACAAGGCCUUAGACCUGAUGGAUGAGGCCUGCUCCAUGCGCCGUGUCAUGCAAAGAAAUCGAGUGGCUGAGCUGACAAAGAUGAUCGAGGAGACGCAUAGCAACAAGCGCAGUAUUCCCGCUGACGAACUACAGGGCUAUGAGGAAGAACUUGAUCGCCUCACCCGGAAGACAGAAGAGCGCCCUGAUCCGGAACACAUUGAUCUGACUGUGGACGACGUGGCAAGGGUUAUCAGCAUGUGGACUGGCAUCCCCAUUGGGAAAAUGACUGAAGAUGAAAUGUCUAGGGUCCUGAAAUUGGCGAGCAUACUCAGCAAGAGAGUCAUCGGCCAGGAGGAAGCCGUCUCGGCUGUCGCCGACGCAAUCCGUAAUCACCGCGCUGGACUCACAGAAGAUAAAAAGCCAAUUGGGGCGUUUCUAUUCCUUGGAUCAUCCGGUGUGGGUAAGACAGAAUUAGCCAAAGCCCUGGCAGAGGAGAUGUUUCACUCUGAAAAGAAUUUAAUUCGUUUGGAUAUGGUGGAGUAUCAAGAAGCCCACAGCAUUUCCCGCCUUAUUGGACCUCCGCCUGGAUAUAUGGGUAACGAUGAGGGUGGCCAGCUUACGGAGGCAGUCAGGCAGAAGCCCCACAGCGUCAUCGUCUUCGAUGAAGCAGAAAAUGCACACAAAAAUCUCUGGUCGCUCCUCCUGCCCAUGCUGGAUGAGGGCCACUUAACUGACACGAAAAACGUAAGGGUGGACUUCACGAAUACCAUCAUCAUCUUGACCUCUAACAUUGGACAACAGUUCAUCCUUGAUGCAUACAGGGAGGCGCGGGCCAUGGAGGAAGGGGCAGCAACUCCUCUGGCUCAGUUUAACAAGGGCACAAAUAGUCUCGAAAAGUUCGCUGUAGCCAAGGCCGGAGCAACCGCCGUUGGCGAGCUCAGCGCAAAAGAGAAGAAGAACACUUCGGCAGAAGCAGUAGAGAAAAAGAAAGGCGAGCAGUGGAACACAGGGGGUUCACCACGGGAAGUCCUCAACAAGAUGAGGCAGAAGGUCAUGCAGGAAGUGGUUGGAUACUUCAAGCCCCAAGUCAUUGGCCGCAUGACAAAAGUCGUCAUCUUUGAGCCACUGACCAACAGCGCAAUGCGUGAAGUCUUGAACUUGAUGUUUUCUUACAUGAUCAAGGAAUUGAACAAGAAGGGCAUCUCUUUUGAAGUCUUAGAUUCAGCAAAGGCCUUUAUUUUGGAACGUGCAUGGUCUCACAAAUUUGGUGGACGGCGGAUGGCUAAGUAUAUCGAGAAGUAUAUUACUGCCAAGAUUGCUCCACUUAUUCUCUCUUCACAACUCAAGAAGGGAGACAAAGCGCAGCUCAAACGUUCACCAAAGCAGCCCAACCAGCUUAACCUUAUUAUUUGCGAAGAAGGCGAACACGGGAUUUGCAAGCCCAGCACAAAGCGCGGACGGGCACUUGUGAUGCAAGUUGCUAAGGCUUCAACUGCCGAUGGCGAAGAAGAAGACCCAAUGAUUUAG
Cyclospora cayetanensis is the source of this 3294-nucleotide messenger RNA. RefSeq names its product chaperone protein ClpB. Gene Ontology annotation, biological process: cellular response to heat. Lineage: Eukaryota; Apicomplexa; Conoidasida; Eucoccidiorida; Eimeriidae. The record is from RefSeq and is a predicted model, not a curated record. Bases 34 to 3294 code for a protein of 1086 amino acids. Gene Ontology annotation, molecular function: ubiquitin-like modifier activating enzyme activity; ATP binding; ATP hydrolysis activity. Gene Ontology annotation, cellular component: cytoplasm. The transcript has 24 exons.